AUGGAGUUCCAAGAGCUAGUUGGUGAUGAUACCACAAGGUUGCCACCAAUGAGAAGUAUUCAGCAUGCUAUUGAUUUGGUGCCUGGGGCAGCUUUACCAAACCUUCCUACUUAUAGAAUGCCACCCACGCAACGGGCUGAAAUUCAAAGGCAAGUGGAAGACUUGAUUUUUAAGGGCUUUGUGCGUGAGAGCAAAAGUCCUUGCGCUGUUCCAGCUUUGCUAACACCAAAAAAAGAUGGAUCACAGAGCAUGUGUGUCGACAGUCAUGCCAGUAAAAUACCGGUUUCCUAUCCCUCCAAGGUGUUCUCCAAAAUAGAUUUGAGAAGCGGUUAUCAUCAGAUUCGUAUGAAGAGUGGUGAUGGGUGGAAGACGGCCUUCAAAACUCCAAAUGGAUUACGAAUGGUUGUGUUUCUUGGCUUUAUUGUUUCAGCCAAUGGUUUGCAAGCUGACCCUCAUAAAGUAAGAGCUAUUAAAGAGUGGCCAGUACCACAAUCUGUGGGAAUAGGGGCUGUUUUGAGUCAAGAAGGAAGGCCGGUGGAAUUUUUUAGCGAGAAGUUGUCAGGUGCUAAAUGUCGUUAUUCUACCUGUGAUUUGGAAUUUUAUGCUUUGGUCCGUGCAAUCCAACAUUGGGAACACAACCUAGCCUAUAAAGAAUUUGUGGUUUAUUUAAAUCAUCAAGCCUUAGGGUACUUGAAUUCUCAAAAGAAGUUGAAUGCUCGACAUGUCAAAUGGAGUUCAUACCUUCAAGAUUUCAAUUUUUGUCUUAAGUACAAAACUAGUGAGUCUAAUAAAGUUGCAGAUGCUUUAAGUCGGAGGAAUCUAUUGUUGACAGUAAUAAGUACUCAAGUUAUUGGGUUUGAGGAGUUGAAAAAUCAGUAUGUUGCAGAUCCAUAUUUCAGCUCUGCAGUUGCUGAACUUCAAGGCCCUGCAAGUUGA
This is a messenger RNA of Cornus florida, 936 nucleotides long. RefSeq lists its product as uncharacterized. Lineage: Eukaryota; Viridiplantae; Streptophyta; Magnoliopsida; Cornales; Cornaceae. Bases 1 to 936 code for a protein of 311 amino acids. The transcript has 3 exons. The record is from RefSeq and is a predicted model, not a curated record.